AUGGACGUUGAAAGGCUUCAAAAGCUCGCGGGCUCCGUCCGCAUGGGUGGCAAAGGGACGAUGCGCAGGAAGAAGAAGGCGGUGCACAAGACGACGUCCACGGACGACAAGCGCCUUCAAAACACCCUGAAGCGCCUAGGCGUGAACGUUAUCCCGGGGAUCGAAGAGGUGAACAUCUUUAAGGACGACGUCGUGACGCACUUCACGAACCCGAAGGUCCAGGCGAGCAUCGCCGCGAACACGUACGUCGUGUCCGGGCCGUCGCAGACGAAGAAGCUUCAGGAUCUCCUCCCGGGCAUCAUAAACCAGCUCGGGCCGGACAACCUCGCCAACCUGAAGAAGAUCGCGGCGCAGUACCAAGCCGGCGCGGACGGG
Messenger RNA from Micromonas pusilla CCMP1545, 375 nucleotides. RefSeq lists its product as uncharacterized. Lineage: Eukaryota; Viridiplantae; Chlorophyta; Mamiellophyceae; Mamiellales; Mamiellaceae. The annotation marks the transcript as partial. Gene Ontology annotation, cellular component: nascent polypeptide-associated complex; cytosol. The record is from RefSeq and is a predicted model, not a curated record. The transcript is spliced from 2 exons.